This is a messenger RNA of Cydia strobilella, 1053 nucleotides long. RefSeq names its product spermatogenesis-associated protein 22-like. The record is from RefSeq and is a predicted model, not a curated record. NCBI's taxonomy places the organism in Eukaryota, Metazoa, Arthropoda, Insecta, Lepidoptera, Tortricidae. Bases 1 to 1047 code for a protein of 348 amino acids. The transcript is spliced from 10 exons.
AUGGAUAGGUAUAUUAUUAGAGAUACACGGGCUGGAGCUGAAUGUCUACAGGGAAAUGAAAUAAUAGCUUUCCCAACGAGUACAACAGGGAACAACAUGAUCCCCGAGCAAUUCUACACGCCUUACGGCGCAGAAUUCCAGCAUGUGCGGGAGACCAGAUACAGUCUGCCACAGAAAUCUAACGCUCCAACGCCGACAAAUAUGAUGCAAGGUCAGACUCAAAUAAUGUCUGGGAUCGAUCCUAACUACUUGUCAGCUUAUUCAAGCUCCAACGCUCAAUAUACGGCAGGUAAGCUUAACGAAAUUCCGCGUAACUUUGAAAGCAGCACGCCGAUGGUGAACAACAAUUGUGAUUUCAAACCUAAGCAACAAUUCAUCCAUGAUAGCAAACCUUUACCAAUGCUGCCUCGGAAUUCCAACGAAAUUCCGCGUAACUUUGAAAGCAGCACGCCGAGGGUGAACAACAAUCGUGAUAUCAAACCUAAGCAACAAUCCAUAAACUAUGAUAUCAAACCUAAACCACAGACGCCAGCUCAACAAAUGCCGCUUCGCAAUUCCAACGUCCCUCCGAAGAAACCGAAUGAGACGGAAACACCCAAGAGCGAAAGCCAAGUCCUGACACGGCUUGACAAACUUAAGGCAUUACACAGGAGCGGGCCGAGGGUCUUUUCAGGGCCCGUCGAAAAGGUUCUCAAAUGGCACAAGGCGCUACAAGACAUUGGAGUGUUGAUUAUCUAUGAGAUCGUGGCAAAAUGUGUGAGCAUCCAGCCAGGAACACCUUGCUCAAAGAAUUUGGUGAUAAGGGAUGAUAACGGACCGGCCAUGCAGGUGGUUUACUAUGAAAUCGACUUUCUGCUGCCAGAGCUUAAGCCUCCUUGUACUGUCAGAGUGGUGGGUCGCAUGAUGGCGGGCACAUGUCGCCUGCAAGCGUUCAGCGUGCGGCCGGCGACGGGCGACGACGUGGCGACACUGUCGCGACGCGCCGCGGUGGCGAGCCACCACGUCGCCAAGCUGCGCAAGGAGUACGGAGCGAGCGACAACAUGUAGACUGAU